AUGCCACAUCAAUCUCUAUCAGAACUGCUGGAUACAAAUCGAGCUGCUAGACAAGCAAAACCCGGUCACAGUUGCUUAUGGCAUAGUAACCAGUCAUUGGAGCAACAACUUCGCCAUGCCGUAUACCUCAUCCGAGAUGUGACCGUGCGAACCAAUACGGACUGCUGUAUGGUCUACGUGGAUCCUUGCAAACUGAUCAAUCGAGCUGUACUGUUCAAAUCGGAACGGUCGAAAUGCCAGCGCCACGAGUGGGCCCAGAUUCCGGGUACGUUCAAUCCGUACACAAAUACUUGCAUCCGUGUCUGUGUCUCAAUGUUCUGUUUGCUUUACAGACCUCUGGUUGACAAUUAG
Messenger RNA from Echinostoma caproni, 351 nucleotides. The record is from the annotation of a GenBank genome assembly. Lineage: Eukaryota; Metazoa; Platyhelminthes; Trematoda; Plagiorchiida; Echinostomatidae.